Molecule: messenger RNA, 2955 nt
Organism: Ambispora gerdemannii
Lineage: Eukaryota; Fungi; Glomeromycota; Glomeromycetes; Archaeosporales; Ambisporaceae
Source: the annotation of a GenBank genome assembly
AUGACGAAAUCAGAUCCUACUGCUGGUUUCAUGCCAUCCACCACAACAAUGGAUCUUGGCACGACAAAAGAAUUAAUUUCUGCUUUUGAAAAAGCUUUUCGUAACACGCGAUGUAAUCUUCCCGUUUUUAUUCCGACUGGUCAACUUGUUAAUUCUUUAUAUCAAGGAUAUAUGUGUUGCUGGAUAAAUGAUCAAAAUGAUAAAGAGAAAGAUGAGAAAAAAGACACAGAUUAUACGGAAAUAAAAGAUUUCAAAGUGGAAUUACGAUUCAACACUACUUUACAGCGUGAUGUUCCCAUUGGGUAUUCACAUUUGGCUGGAUUAACUGAAUUAUUUGCGCAAAAAGCCAAAAUUACUAAUACUAAUAUCGAUUCAAAAAAUGAUUCUAUCGAUAAACAUAAUAAAGAGAAUGAUGAUGACGAUUAUUCAAGAGACGGAAGAUUAAACAUAACAGUUGCCGGAUUAUUUACGUAUGAACUGCAAAAUUGGGAUGAUGAAGAUUGGAGAAGAUUGGAUGAUGAAAAUAGUGACUCGAUUCGACCACCGAAAGGAGUGGACACGUCUUUCGAGGAAGAUUUAUUUCUUGAUGAAACAGACAAUAUCAAUGUAUUUGUUGAUGCUGGAUCUACUAUCAAUGUCACCACCAAUAACAUAGCACCAAUCACCUCUGCUGCUAUUACGGCUUCCGCUAAAACUCCAACAUCAAAAUCUUCACCAGUUGAAAUAGUGAAUUCUCAAAAGUCAUCAAGAAAUGCUGACUUUCCAACGAUUCACUGCCCAAGUUCUAUCUCAAAUUUACCCUUUGGACCAUCCAAAGAUCCACUGAAAUCAAUUAUUUUGACAGCUUUUUUCCCUUCUGCUCCUCAAGACUUCUAUCUUGAUAAUGACGUAUUUAGUGAAAUGGAUGCUGGUGGUGCACCUGUUUGGAUUAUAAAGUGUAAAUUCGCACUGGAGAAUCCUCCUCAAGCUUUACUUUCGGGUAUUUUGGAGAAUUUAAUUUCUUCAUGGAUUAGAGAUCGAUCAUCAUCAAAUGGUAGUGGUUAUACGAAAAAUUCUAAAUCUAUUGAAUCAAAAAUUUCAAAUGACACUGGGGAGAUUGAUAAUUUUGUACAAGCAUUAUUUGAUCCUUCCCGAUUUACAAAGAGUUCGUCAUUAUCAUCUCCAUUAUCAUACACUAGUCUGAAAACUUGUGAUGGAAUCAAUAUUGUCUCUACGAUUGAUCUUAGUCAUAAUAUAAGAAAUGUUUCAUUUAUCCCUUAUAAAUCAUUAUUGUGGAAUUUACUUGAAUAUCUACUGGAAACUGUUUCGCCAGCAUCAAAUUUUCAGCAUUGCUCGUCAUUUAUUGGAUCUCUUAAAAUAUUAUGGACCGAAGUAUUAAAACACAUUCGGACUUAUUGGGAACGAAAUAUUGGAAUUGAUAUGCACUCUAAUAUUUUACAUCAAAAACUUUGCAUGAUCAAUUACUGCAUAACGCGUCUACGAAAAAUGCAAAAAGAAAAUCCAAAGUUAUCUAGUAGUCCAAUUUCUAGUAGGACACGGGUUCCAUCAACCAGUUCCGUUGCGUCGUCAUAUAAUUCCAUUAACAAUACGAUGAAUAAAGGAGGGUUUGUGUCUAUAGCCGAACAGAAACAAAAAAGUUUAUCUUCGGAUGGAAAUAACGGAGUGAUUAUUGGUUCCCUUUCACUUUAUGACGAUGAUUCUGUUUGUUCUAGUAUUGAUCCUUCAGCAUCAGUUGUUUUGGUGGGACAAGGAAAUUCAAAUGGCGCAAUUGAGCAUUCAACGACAAUUAACGUUUCUCCUAAUAUGGAUAAUAUGCAAACAUCAAAUGCUGAUGUUGCGGAAUCAGAAGACGAACCAAUUUUAACUGAUGCAUCUGCAUCCCCAUUAGAUCAAAAUCCUCAUGCCUCUUCAUUGACCGAAUCUUUCACUCAACUUAAUUAUCCAUCGAGCAUGGAAUCUGUAUCGGGAGUAGGAAAUGGAGGAGUAUUAGGAUUAGAGCAAAAAGAAGGAGAUGAGUAUUUUGAAGUAAGGGAGGAAAAUAUGAGAGAAGGUUAUUUGUGCGUGUUUAAGGAGUAUACUUUACUUAAGACGGGAGAACCAAUGUGGGCACCUAUAACUCAGGAUAAUGGUUUGAUGACUGAAGAUAUGAUACGGGAGCAAGAAGAAAUCUUUGAAAAAAUGGGAACAUCAGAGGAAGCAGCUAAAAAACGAGACUUUAUACGAUGGCAUUCUCCGCGUGAUUGGAUUCCCGAUGAAAGUGGUGAUCUGAAUUCACAACGAGGGAAUCUGAGCCCUCGUAUGGACAAGGAAGGAAAUUUCUGGAGAGAAUUGUGGAAGAGUUCUCGAAGGAUUCCGGUUAGUCGGCAGAAACCCUUGUUUAAUCAUAGUCGAGAAGGAGAGAAGGCUUUACGAUAUCUCGAGCAAUUAUCCAUGCAAGAAUUGUUUAGCCAGCUCUUACCCACAGUAUUCCUUAUAGCUUAUGACACAUUAGUAACACAUCCAGUCACUAAAUAUAUGAAACCGGUAGCUAUGGGAGUAUCCUUACUGUCAAAAGAAUUAACGAGCUUCCGUUGGACGGAUUUAAAAACUGAAAAUGCAUUUGAGAAAAUUCUAGAAAGAAUUCGUGAGAACGAAUUGAUAAUGGGAAAAGCGAUUUCUCUAUUACGCAAGUUACCAAAGCAGUUCUAUUUAGUAGAACGUAUCUUAAAAAAUUCAGAAACUACUGUAGCAGAUGGAACAGAACGUGAAGCAGUUUACGAAUUAUUUGCUUCCGGAGCACCACACAACAGUGCGUUUCCACUACCAACAACACGCGAAUUCGUCUUACAAACAAUGACGAAACCAGCAAUUCUCCUUCCCAAUAUUUCAAUACAUAUACCUUUGAGAAUGUAUGUGUUAUUAAAUGAAAACGGAAUACGCAUCAUCGAAAUGACUAGUAAACAAAUAAUAGAUUAA